GUUCAACGCCGGUCGAAGACGGGCGGUAAGAACAUCAUCUCUCCGCCGAAGACACAGUACGGGAAGAAGGUACUGAACUACGUUUUUGGUGGUUUGAAUUCCCUUAUGUGGAUUGCGUUCAUUCUCGCGCUUCUUUCGUACGAGCCUCUCGGCGCGCCCGACCCUCCUGUGUUCAACCUCGGUGUUGCUGUCCUCAUCCUGCUUGUUAUCAUUGUCUCAGCGACCUUUUAUGCACUGGUCGACUGGCAGGCCUCGCGCAUCAUGAGCUCUAUCAAAACGCUCAUUGCGGAGAGCGCUACAGUAGUGCGGGACGGCAAGCAACAGACGAUUCCAGCCAGGGAUGUGAUUGUGGGCGACCUCGUCCUUCUGUCCAUGGGCGAUCGCGUGCCCGCCGAUUUGCGGCUGGUCAAGGCGUCCUCAGACCUGAGAUUCGACCGGUCGCUCCUGACCGGAGAGAGUGACAUGAUACCGGGCACCCUCGAUACGACCUCUCCGAACGCACUCGAGACUCGAAACCUCGCGCUCACCUCGACAUUUGUCGUCCAAGGCACGUGCACCGGCGUCGUGUUCGCUAUCGGAGACAAGUCCGUCAUGGGCCGCAUCGUGUCGAUGUCGGGAGAAACCAAGUUCAAGCUCACCACCGUGCAGCGCGAGGUCUUGUUCCUGACGAAGAUCAUUUCUGCUCAGGCUUUAUCCUUCUUCUGCAUAGCCAUAAUCAUCUGGGCGGCAUGGCUCAGGACGAGCUAUCCUGGCUACGAGACGGCAAGUGAAGCGAUCGCCAACUCCAUCGGCUGCCUGACAUCAUUCGCUCCGCCGGGCCUCCCGAUAUCCGUUGCUGUGUCGUUGACUAUCGUCGCGAAGAAGAUGGCGAAAAGGCACGUACUGGUGAAGAACUUGGCAACCGUCGAGACGUUGGGCUGCAUGUCAGUGCUCUGCUCCGACAAGACCGGCACGCUCACGGUCGGGAAGAUGUCCGUCCAGAAUGUCGCGUUCAUCGACAGCCAGCAUAGAGUGGACGAGCUCACAACGCCAUCUUCAAUCCCAAACGCGAUGGCAGCCCUCCAAAUGACUGCUCGACUUUGCAAUGGCGCGAGGUUUGAGGCAGCUUCAGAAGACGUCCCGGUCGCAGAACGGAAGAUCAAGGGCGAUGCCACCGACAGCGCCGUAUUGGUGUUUGCCGAGAGCCUCCAUCUCCCCUCGCUUGGCAUAAAUUCAGCGUCGCUGCUCGCCGGCCACGAGAAGCUAUUCGAGGUCCCAUUCAACUCGCGCAACAAAUGGAUGCUCACUGUUGUCCGCACACUGCCCUGCAGUGCCGCGGAAGACGACAGCGUCUCUCCUCACACCUGGAUGCUCGUCAAGGGUGCCCCCGAUGUCCUCUUUCCCACAUGCACGAGCGUCAUGCGCUCCGACGGUUCUGUCGUGCCGAUCGACGUCUCCUCCCGUCGCCAGCUGUUCGCUCUUCAGGAACAAUGGAGUAGCCAGGGCCAGCGCGUCCUGGCGCUGUGUCGCCGCUCCCUGGACGACGUCAAGUUUGACGUGCAGAGCAUGCCCGCCAACGACGUCGAGGAGCUCAUGUACUCUGAACUGCAGGGUUUGACGCUUGUCGGGUUGGUUGGCAUCCGCGAUCCUCCGCGACCCGACGUCCCGGGCGCCGUCGCGGCGAUCCGCAGGGCUGGCGUCAGGGUCUUCAUGGUGACAGGCGAUUCCAAGUUGACCGCUCUGGCAAUCGCGAAGGAGGUGGGCAUCAUCACUCAGGAGCAGGUUGACACGGUCGAACAAAUCCGUGCUGUCGAUGUUGCAAAGAGCUAUGCAAAGCUUCCUCCGUCCCAGAUCAAGCCUGCAGAGGACAGUCCAACCUACUCUCUUAGCCUGACUGGAGACGACAUCGAGACCUUGGAGCCGAGUGAUUGGGACGUCAUAGUUGGGCGGUACACUGAAGUUGUCUUCGCACGGACGACGCCAGAGCAGAAGCUACGCAUCGUCGAAGAGAUCAAAGCCCGUGGAGACAAUACAGUGGCCGUGACGGGCGAUGGAGUGAACGAUGCGCCAGCACUGAAAGCAAGCGACAUCGGCGUGGCGAUGGGUAGUGGCAGUGAUGUCGCGAAGGAAGCAGCUGCUAUGGUUCUACUCAACGACGAUUUCUCGUCGAUCGUCAUAGCCAUUGAGAUGGGCCGCCUUGUAUUCGACAACUUGAAGAAAGUCAUGAUUUACUUGAUGCCUGCCGGAUCCUACACUGAAUUUGUGGCGGUGUUCACGAAUGUGUUCCUCGGGAUGCAGAUGCCGUUGAGCUCGUACCUGCAAGUCUGCAUCUGCGUUUUCAACGACGUGGUAAUGUCCAUCUCGCUAAUGUACGAGAAGCCCGAGUCCGAUCUCAUGAAACGGAAACCGCGGAACGCCCGUACAGACCGCCUGGCGGAUCUCCGAUUCUUCGUCCAGGUGUACUUCUUCAUCGGCCUCAUGAUGUGGCCUUGCUGCAUGGGGAUGUGGUUCCUGUAUAUGCACCAACAAGGUCUCGGUUUCUAUGACGUGCUGUUAGUAUACAACAAGUGGACCGACGGUUACAUGGGCUAUAGCCUCAAUCAACUCACACGCUUCGUUUCCAUCGGCCAGUGCAUCUUCUACGUGGCUGUGGUGAUCACGCAGUUCGGCGGACUACUCUCGGUACGCAACCGCCGCGUAUCUAUCCUGCAAUCCAAUCCGCUUUGGGGUCCGCGGCGGAAUCUUGUCGUCCCAGCGGGGAUGGCUGCCACAGUGCUCAUCACGAUUGUGAACCUGUACGCACCGGGGCUCCAAGAUGUGUUUGGGACUGCUCCUAUCCCUGGGAUGUUCUGGGGCAUCCCGUUUGCCUUUGCACUGGGUAUACUGAUAAUGGACGAGAUGCGCAAGAUGUUCGUGCGCACGCACCCGAAGUCGAUUGUUGCGAAGAUGGCCUGGUGAAUGGUGGCUCACAUCUAGACAGAACCUGUCCCUUGUAACUGAGCAACAGAAUGCAUAUGUUGGGGAGUUUCCGCCGCCGAAACCGGCGCUGCGAAAAGGGGGGCUGAAAAUUCG
Molecule: messenger RNA, 3051 nt
Organism: Fomitopsis serialis
Lineage: Eukaryota; Fungi; Basidiomycota; Agaricomycetes; Polyporales; Fomitopsidaceae
Product: calcium ATPase transmembrane domain M-containing protein
Exons: 13
Coding region: 106-2937 (943 amino acids)
Biological process (GO): intracellular sodium ion homeostasis; proton transmembrane transport; sodium ion export across plasma membrane
Cellular component (GO): membrane
Molecular function (GO): P-type sodium:potassium-exchanging transporter activity; ATP binding; ATP hydrolysis activity
Source: RefSeq, a predicted model, not a curated record